UCAUCUUCCGGGUCGUUAGGCAGUCGGAUGGGAAAGAGGUGCCCAUCAGGUUUUGCACCGACCCCGGCUUCACCUUUCAUUUCGUCAACUGCUACGAGGACGAAGGUUCAGCUCGUGGUGGAUUUCGUGGGUUACGAUAAUCUUGACAUCUUUGAAGAGUUAUAUGUGGACAAACUGGAUGAGGAGGGGAUCUCCCGUGUGGAUCCUUGCUUCAGGAGAUACGUCCUUCCUCUUAACCUGUCAGCAGCAAAGGUCGGAGAGAACCUCGUAGACCCUGACUACAGUAGGGCCCAGGCCAAACUUCAACCAGACGGAUCCGUGUUUCUCAAACCAGACUUCAUAUUAGAUGGGAACAACAAAGUGGUGAUGGAGCUACCGCGUAUCAACUAUGACAAAUUCAACGGUCGCAAGUAUCGUUACGUGUAUGGGACCGGAAUAUUUGGCAGCAAUAUGCAGUUGACGAAACUGGAUUUAGACAAGAGAGAAGUUGUCACCUGGAAGGAGGAUGGGUGGAUGCCAGGUGAACCAGUUUUCGUCCCAGAGCCCGGUGCAGCGGAGGAGGAUAAAGGCGUGGUUUUGUGCCCUGUUCUCAGUAAGACCGGGAAGGACCCUUGCUUCCUUCUCAUUCUGGACGGACAGACUUUCCAGGAGAUUGCUCGCGCCGAAACUCCGGCUGACCUAAAAAUGCCCUUGACAUUCCAUGGAAACUACGUGCCAAAGGCCAAGUGAAAGUUUAUGUUGGAGGAUAGAGGAGCAGUUAAAUGUUCCUCUGCCUCCGAUCCCUGAGAUCGUUUAAGUGUCUACCGUCUUUCCCUGAGCUCUGAAGUUGCUUUCUAAUCAUCAAAAUAAACUUCAUGCACAUUAACUUUGGAUAACCGUGGUGUGUUGAACUAUGUACAUUAUUACAUGUAUAAUUACAGUGUAUUGCGGCAACAGAGGGUCGUUGACCGAGGAAAUUAAGACUGAAGUCGAGACGAGGAGGAGCAAGAUUUUACUAGCGCAACUUUUUACUAUUUACUAUUUUUACGAAGUGAGGACAUGCUGAAUAAAAUCAUACCCUCCUCAGAA
Molecule: messenger RNA, 1068 nt
Organism: Pomacea canaliculata
Lineage: Eukaryota; Metazoa; Mollusca; Gastropoda; Architaenioglossa; Ampullariidae
Product: beta,beta-carotene 15,15'-dioxygenase-like
Exons: 5
Coding region: 28-729 (233 amino acids)
Biological process (GO): carotene catabolic process; retinal metabolic process
Molecular function (GO): carotenoid dioxygenase activity; beta-carotene 15,15'-dioxygenase activity
Source: RefSeq, a predicted model, not a curated record